UUUACGGAGUGUGAAAUUUUUGCAGUAAGUGUGAAGUUUGGAGGAGUCAAGUGAGACAAAGCAUGGCUGAGUGCUGAACCCGUCUGUCCUGGGAGGCAGUCCAGAUAUGACUACAGUGUCCAUGGAGCCUGUGGGGGUCCUUGUGGAAAGGGGCGCCAAUGCCACCGACCCCCCUCUGAGCGCACAUGAGGACACAGCCGCCACCUUUACGAUUGGCACCAUCCUGUCCAUCAUGUGCCUUGUUGGAGUCUCAGGCAACAUCUACACCCUGGUGGUCAUGUUUCACUCCAUGAGGACUGCAGCAUCUAUGUACAUCUACAUUAUAAAUUUAGCAUUGGCAGAUCUGCUGUAUCUUCUCACCAUACCGUUUGUAGUGUGCACACACUUUCUAAAGGGGUGGUACUUUGGGGAUGCAGGGUGUCGGAUUCUUAUCAGCAUGGACUUCCUGACCAUGCAUGCUAGUAUCUUCACGCUGACAAUCAUGAGCACGGAGCGCUACUUUGCCGUGCUCAAGCCACUCGACACGGUCAAGCGGUCUAAAAGUUACCGGAAGGCCAUAGCUCUGCUGGUCUGGGCUGCAUCUCUCGUCCUCACCCUACCAAUGAUCGUGAGCAUUCAGCUUAUGACAGUGGGCAACAAGGCAAUGUGUCAGCCCACACUGUCGCCACUCUCCUACAAGAUUUACAUCUCCUUCCUGUUUUGCACUAGCAUCGUUGCUCCUGGACUGAUCAUUGGCUAUCUCUACAUCCAGCUUGCGCGCACUUACUGGGUUUCGCAGACGGAGACCUUCAAACAGACCAAGAAACUUCCCAAUCAAAAGGUGCUGUACCUGAUCUUCACCAUCGUGCUGCUCUUCUGGGCUUGCUUUUUGCCCUUCUGGAUCUGGCAGCUGUUGGGUCAGUUCCACCCCUCACUGCCCCUGUCCACCAAAGCCAAACGCAACAUCAACUACCUGACCACGUGUCUGACGUAUUCCAACAGCUGCAUCAACCCUUUUCUGUACACACUGCUCACCAAGAACUACAAGGAGUACCUGAGGAAGCACAAGCGGUCCUGGUCUGCAGGCAGCUACUUCAACAGGAGGAGUCGCUUUCAGCGUUCGCCGCGCAGGUCGCCAUCUUCCAGCAGUCAGCAGUGUACCGAGAGCUUCAUGCUCACACACACAGCCUCCCUGCGAGCACAUAACAGCAGUUUGUAAGAUAGAUAUGACUGAGCUGUGCUGGGAGAGGAAGAAAGGACAGGAAGAACCUGUUGGAGAUGACACAAACACCAGCAGACCCCUGUACUCCUCGCCACGACUACUGUGAGAGAGGAAGAAGAAGAUCGAGGAUACUUUUGCAGUUGCAGUUCAACGUGCAUGGACCAGCAGGAACUCAAUGAGCGUCUGCUGCUGUUUGAGAUUGUGUACAAAGUAGACACCUUCACGUCCAUAUUUAUUUGUCAUUCCCAGAAUUUCCUGUGGCAUGACAACAAAGACCAGCGUCUUACGUGACAAAACAGACAGUUUAGCUUUUAUGCUUUCUCGUAUGUUUACCCUCUGUCCUUCUCACGGUGCUUUGUGCUGAACUACAUGUGAAAGUGUCUUUUAUCCUUGGUGCUUGAGGGGAGUGACAACAGGGGAGUAAUGCCGACGCACAAGUGAGGGAAAGGCAACAUUAUGGAGGCAUCUGUGGUUUGAUUUACAAAAAGAGAAAAUACGAAGUCGAGCUGAAGUGAAAAAAAAGUGUCUGGCAUGAGAUAUUUGAAAUCCAUGACAGAUAAAAAUGCAUGAUGGAGCUUCAGCUGUGGUGAAAGAAGUAGGUUUUAAGGGACAUCUGGAUUGUUUUUAACGGUAAUGGCGGUGUUAAGAAGAAAAACAGCACUGCGUGGAAAAAGUACAGCCCCAUCAUUUAUUUGAAUUGGGCCACCACGUUGAUCUGGAAAAAAUGCAAGGUUGAAAAACAUCGAACCUGGCUCACAUAAUGUGACAU
Messenger RNA from Plectropomus leopardus (leopard coralgrouper), 1970 nucleotides. RefSeq names its product urotensin 2 receptor 1 (gene uts2r1). Gene Ontology annotation, molecular function: urotensin II receptor activity. Gene Ontology annotation, cellular component: plasma membrane. NCBI's taxonomy places the organism in Eukaryota, Metazoa, Chordata, Actinopteri, Perciformes, Serranidae. The record is from RefSeq and is a predicted model, not a curated record. Gene Ontology annotation, biological process: blood vessel diameter maintenance; regulation of blood pressure; neuropeptide signaling pathway.